AUGGAAUUCAAACCUUUAUAUGUGCAUUAGAUUUAUGGAUAAAAUGAAGAAAUUGAAGGAUAUGAGGGUUUAAAAGUUAAUAUUUUUAUUUUGGCUGGUUCCUUGGAGACUUUAGUGGAAUUUUAAUACGAAAAAAAAUUAUAAAAUUGCGAAGAUUUUUUAAAAAAAUUAAAGGAGUUUUGUUUUUUGGAAGGUUUUGAGACUAAUAGGAAAAAAUUUUUGGAAAAAAUAAAAGAAGAGUAAUUUUUUAAACCUAAAGGAGAAUUAAUAUAUGAAUAUAAAGUAUCAAAUUCAGAAGAAAAAGAAUAAAUUUUUUAAAUAUUUUAUUUUAAUUCUAAAUUGCAUCAUUUUUUGGAAAACUAUAAAAAAAAAUUUCAAGUUUUUCUUAAGUUUUUUAUUGAAGUAGCUUCUUUUGUAGAAGAAAGCUAAUAUUGGCAUUAUUUUCUUACUUUUAAGUAUAAUACUAUAAAUAAUUCUUAUACUUUUGUUGGAUUAGGUAAUAAAUAUGAAUUUAUGUUUGAUUCUUAAAACUCGAGGCAUCGAAUUUCAUAACUAAUGGUCCUUCCCCCUUUUUAAAGAGCAGGUCAUGCCUCUUAGAUAUUAAAAUAAAUGUAUGAACAUGCUCAAAAAGAUAGUAAAUGUAACGAAAUUACUGUCGAAGAUCCUUCUUAAGACUUCUAAAUUGUUCGAGAUAUCGUAUAAUGUGAAUUUGUUAUAAAAAAUAAUUUCUGGGAUUGGGUAUAGAGCGUUAAAAAGAUUAAUAAGGUUGAAGAAUUGGAGAAGAUAAUGAUUAGUAAUAUAUAAGAAAUUUUCUAAAAAACAAAAAUUCCAAAAUAAUAAAUUUAAAGGAUUUUCGAAAUUUUAAUUUUAUCAAAAAUUUUAGAUUUUUAAAAAAAUAACGAAAAUGUAAUCGAAAAAUUCAAAGAAAAAUAUAUCCAAAAAAUGAAAGAACUAUUUGAAAUAAAAAAGAUGAAAAAAAAAAUGCCAAUUAUUGUUUUUGAAAAUGUUCCAUUUAAAGUUGAUAUUGAAAGUGUUUUGUAAUAAAAAAAAUGUAAGAACCUAAUGAAAAUUAUUAUUAAGAACUUUAUGAAAAUAAUUUUUAAUAAUUUAAAGUUGUUAUUUAAAAGUUAAAAUACUUAUAUGGAAUAUGAUAUUUUUUUUAUAUGUUUAUUAUAUAUAUAAAAAAAUAUAUAUAUAUAAAAAUUUAAUAUUUUAAUUAUUUAAAAAAUAUUUUUAAAUGAUAAAUUUAUUAUAUAAUUUUGA
This is a messenger RNA of Ichthyophthirius multifiliis, 1263 nucleotides long. RefSeq lists its product as hypothetical. NCBI's taxonomy places the organism in Eukaryota, Ciliophora, Oligohymenophorea, Hymenostomatida. The transcript has a single exon. Gene Ontology annotation, cellular component: nucleus. Gene Ontology annotation, molecular function: histone H4 acetyltransferase activity. Gene Ontology annotation, biological process: subtelomeric heterochromatin formation. The record is from RefSeq and is a predicted model, not a curated record.